Molecule: messenger RNA, 1482 nt
Organism: Fusarium redolens
Lineage: Eukaryota; Fungi; Ascomycota; Sordariomycetes; Hypocreales; Nectriaceae
Exons: 1
Coding region: 87-1457 (456 amino acids)
Source: RefSeq, a predicted model, not a curated record
GCCGAAAGCCGAUUGACUUGGAAACUCGCCUGCAUCACCUUGAGGAGGCUCAUCAACUCCAUGAAUGUCAAAUAUGUCAGGAAACCAUGCCAACCUCCACGAUAGGACAGCACCGAGGUUACCAUGAAUGCCCAUUCUGCCCAACUCUAGUGGCAAAAUGCAGCCUAAUCGCCCAUAUCGAAACAGACCACUGUGGGAAGCGAUGUCCUGAGUGUCCUGAAUGUCCUGAAGGCUCGAACUUGGCAAAGCACAGGAGGCUUUUUCGACAUCUCAAAGAAGCGAAACAACAUGAAUGGCUGCGAUGCCUGUUUUGCCACAACUAUCAAUUUCUUAGUGGCAUGAAAGAACAUCUCCAGUCUCAGCAUGGACUUCAAUGUUGGGACUGCUGCGAUCCGUCGUCUGAAAGUUUUGCCGACCACGCAAGUAACUUCCAUGGACAACGAGUAUGCCCUGUUUGCCAGAAGUUGAUGGCUAGCAGCAAGGUUGACGUCCAUCUGAUAAUGGAGCACAAGCUCUGUGCAUGUGAUGGGUGCGGUCCUCAAAUUAAAUUCGAACAUAUCAUGCGCCAGCAUGUUUGGAAAGAAUGCCUGCAGUGCAAAUGUAUCAUUGAAGAGUGGGCUUAUCGUCGUCACCUACUCCAUGACCAUUCAUGGGAGGAAUGCCCUUAUUGCGACUAUCUUGCACACAGCGACACUGCUCUUGCUGACCAUGAGAAAGAGCAUGAGCUGCGAUCUUGCGACGAAUGCUCAUCGAUGGUCAUAGAGCAUGCAUAUGAUGACCAUUUACGUGAGGAACAUGGCAUGAAAGAUUGUUUGUUUUGCGCAACUUACCCUCUUCCCCCUGAGUUGCUUAAAGAACAUAUUAUGGAAUAUCAUUGCAAAAUGACGAGAUGUUCAGAGUGCGAUGAAUUCCAAACAACAGCAGAGAUGCCAUCUCACCUCCAAGACAGUCAUGGUUACCAGAAAUGCUGCUUCUGUGACGAUGUGAUUGCUGGACCAGAAGUCCCAAUCCAUAUAGACGAGCGUCACAAACCAGUCACAUGCUUUGAAUGUGGUGAAGAGGUAGCCCAGACAGAUCUCAAUAUUCAUCUCGUCAGAAAACACGACUACAAUGUUCAGCCGCCAGCAAAUAAUGGCACGCAGAUUGACGCGCAAGCUGCAAAGAGCACUUUGGCGAACUUGAGCCAAAGGCCCACAGCUUCUGAGGAUAGACAAGACCGGCCCAUUCUGCAGGAUGCUCAAUACUCAAAUGCUGAGAACAAGGCAGGGAAUUGCGAUCCAUGCGAAAAACACUAUGACAAUCUAUACGAGCAUCGAAGGAGAAAGCACCGCAUACGAAUAAGAGACAGUAAGCAGUUCGUAGGAGCCAGAGUACCGUGCGUUGAUGGGGUCAAAGAGCAUUCAAAGAAAAAUAUACAUAGGUGCAAAAAAUGCCGGGAAGCAAAAUUAUCAAAAUAGUAAUUAAAUUAGGAAUUCUGAGAGC